Adineta steineri is the source of this 387-nucleotide messenger RNA. The record is from the annotation of a GenBank genome assembly. NCBI's taxonomy places the organism in Eukaryota, Metazoa, Rotifera, Eurotatoria, Adinetida, Adinetidae.
AUGACAUCGGCUACAUUUACAAAUACAGAUGAUAAUUAUUAUGAAUUAGGACAAGAAUUUAAGAAACUUGCUUUACUUGUACCAACAAUACCUAAAGAUGAAUGUCUUUCUGAACUUGAAUUGAUUGAAUUUGUUAUUGCUUAUAUUCGACAAUUACAACAACUUCUUUCACAUGAUCAAUGGAGUGAAUGUUUAAAUAAAUUAGCAUCAUCAAUGAAAAAUUCUCUUCUAUCAUCAACAACAACACCACCAUCUUCUCCACAUACAGCAAAUCUUUUAAAUCAAUUAAUACUUGAAUCUCCACGAACACAAACAAAUGAAAAUUCACCGACGAUUCGUCGAAGUCCAUUGGCAACUAUUAAUCUAGACAAUACUCGAUUAUCAUGA